AUGCGUCGAUCAACCCCCCGAUUGCCCGAGGCUUGCCUCUCGGUGCUUGCGCUUUCUUCGUGCGCAACAGCCCUCGUUGCGACUCCUCCGAAUGCGCUCGAGACGUAUUGCCCCAUUUUCUAUGCCGAAAACCAGCCUCCGACCGACUGCGAACCGAGACAGCCCACGUCCUUCCUAGAAACCCCCCAGGUUGAAAGAGAUGCCACUGCUUAUACGGCCAAGGCCCAAGACGAGCCACUCGAGGCCACCUUUGAAGCUCUUACUGUCAUGCAGCAUGACUUCUUCGUAUCGGAUCAGGGAACAUGGCCCGAAGCCAUCGACUGGACUGCGGCCGUCAUGGAAACGAUGCUGUCAGGCUCAUUGACUUCGCUCUCGCAAGCAUUGGCUGUUCUCGAUAUUGGAGGAAGCGGUGAUAAGGGGGCCAAAAGAAACCUCAUUGAUACUUUCUUUACUCAAUUAGUGGCCUCAUACUUCGGCCAGGACGACGUUGCGAUCCGCCACCAGGCUUUCGACGACAUUCUUUGGGUUGUUCUUGGUUGGAUCGACGCCAUCAAGUUUAUUGACAUACACUCAAAGCUCUUCUAUCCCCGGGAAGGCCUCAACGAAAGCGCAACGCCAGGCCUGGGAGAUGCCUUGGCGAACGGGCCCUGGCAUGGGCAAUACUGGAUACCCUCUUUUGCUCACCGGGCCAGAAUCUUCUGGGACCUUGGGUCCAAGGGUUGGGACACACUACUCUGCGACGGCGGUAUGAACUGGAACCCGAGAUUGGAGCCCUACAAGAACGCCAUCACGAACGAACUCUGGAUUGCGGCUUCGAUCUCAAUGUACCUCUGGUUUCCCGGUGAUAACAACACCACGCCGUGGAUCAACCGUGCCAGUGGUGUGGAGGCCACACGAGAGCCCAAGUACCUCGCCGCUGCCAUUGAAGGCUACAGAUGGCUCACUGGCGUUAACAUGACCAAUCAUGCCGGUCUCUAUGUUGACGGCUAUCACGUUGAUAGAUCCAAACCGGGCAACACCAAAUGUGAUCAGCGUAGUGAAGCUGUCUUCACCUAUAACCAGGGAGUGCUCUUGACUGGCCAAAGAGGCCUAUUUGCCGCCACAGGCAGUGCUUCUUACCUGGAAGAUGGGCACAGGCUGAUCCAAAACGUUAUCAAAGCCUCGGGCUGGGAUUUGACGCUCAACAAGCCAGUUGAUGACUUGUCAAAACUCCCUCCAGGUUACUUGCCCCCCUGGCGAGGCCUGGGCCGAGGAGGUGUCAUGGAAGAAACCUGCGAUGCUAGCGCGACUUGCUCCCAGGACGGGCAAACCUUCAAGGGCAUUUUCUUCCAUCACUUUGUAACCUUUUGCCAGCCACUGGACGCCGCCAUCGUUGAGCGCGGCAUGACUGUCAACGCAAAUGCGUACAAUCAAGUCAAGACGACCCACGCAUCGGCCUGUCAGGCCUAUCUGAAAUGGGUUGAGCACAAUGCUAAAGCGGCCUUGUUGACUAAGGACAGGGAAGGCCGUUUCGGUACGUGGUGGGGAGCAGGCAUUUUCUUGAAAAGUGCGCCGACAAUGCAGACGGACGGUAUUCCUCACGACGCACCCAAUGUGACUGAUUACCGUAACUACGGGCUGCCGAACGACGGCGUUUGGGCCCAUGGUAAUCCUGACGAGGUAUGGGCACCAAAUGGCGAGGCGCGCAAGAAUGAGAAGAAGGGCUACGUCCUGGUCGGUGAUGAUGAACACUCUGGACAGCAGGUUCUUGGUGGUUCUGAUAGGCAAGGAUCUCGUAAAGUGGACGAGGUCGGAUCUGAACGGCACGUGAAGUCAACGGCAGCGACUGGUGAUCCGAACGACCGCGGCCGGGGUAGGACCCCGGAGACGCAGAACGGCGGAAUGGCUUUGAUGCGGGCUUGGUGGGAGCUCGUAGCGGCGUCCAAUGGUACGUACGAACCAUAG
Molecule: messenger RNA, 1944 nt
Organism: Colletotrichum abscissum
Lineage: Eukaryota; Fungi; Ascomycota; Sordariomycetes; Glomerellales; Glomerellaceae
Product: glycosyl hydrolase
Exons: 2
Coding region: 1-1944 (647 amino acids)
Biological process (GO): carbohydrate metabolic process
Source: RefSeq, a predicted model, not a curated record